UGUAUCUCUUUCCUGUACAAUCAUGCCCGGCAAAAUACGAAAGACGCCUCUCAUGGAAGCAGGUCGGGACUAUCUGGCAUUAGGCUUAGAGGGUUCUGCCAACAAGUUCGGUGCGGGAAUCAUGAAGCAUCCCAAGGACGGUGCAGCCACUGUUCUUUCAAAUAUCAGACAUACAUAUAUCACACCGCCUGGAGAGGGUUUUCAACCUCGAGAUACCGCCCUACACCAUAGAGAAUGGGCCUUGAAAAUAAUAAAUGACUGCCUUGCAAAAGCUGGUGUAUCUAUGCACGAGAUUGAUUGUAUCUGCUUUACCAAAGGACCAGGAAUGGGCGCGCCACUGCAAUCCGUAGCGCUAAUAGCUCGAACUCUUUCACUCUUGUUCAACAAACCCCUGGUAGGCGUGAAUCAUUGCGUUGGUCAUAUUGAAAUGGGUAGAGAGAUUACCGGAGCUCAAAAUCCUGUCGUCUUGUACGUCUCGGGGGGGAAUACUCAAGUAAUUGCGUAUUCGCGCCAGUGCUAUCGAAUUUUCGGUGAGACGCUGGACAUCGCUGUCGGAAAUUGCCUCGACCGUUUUGCUCGGAUUAUCAAUCUCAGCAAUGACCCUAGUCCUGGAUAUAACAUUGAACAGGAAGCAAAAAAGGGCAAACGUUUAGUAUCCUUACCGUACGCAACUAAGGGAAUGGAUGUCAGCCUCUCUGGAAUUUUAUCUGCAGUGGAAGCCUACACCUUAGACAAGAGAUUACAUGAAGAAGGCGCAGAAGAUAAAGAUCUGAUCACCCCUCAAGAUCUUUGUUUCUCCUUGCAAGAAACAGUCUUUGCAAUGCUUGUUGAAAUCACAGAGCGUGCUAUGGCGCACAUUGGGAGUAAAGAAGUUCUUAUUGUUGGGGGAGUCGGAAGUAAUGAGCGAUUGCAACAAAUGAUGGGCAUAAUGGCGCAUGAACGACAAGGUCAGGUCUUUGCUACAGAUGAAAGAUUUUGCAUAGACAAUGGGAUCAUGAUCGCUCAAGCCGGGCUUCUCAGUUAUCGCAUGGGUUAUGAAACGCCAUUGGCAAAAAGCACUUGUACCCAACGGUUCCGUACAGAUGAAGUUCACGUCGCCUGGAGAAAUUAA
Messenger RNA from Lentinula edodes (shiitake mushroom), 1111 nucleotides. Its product is annotated as O-sialoglycoprotein endopeptidase. Gene Ontology annotation, cellular component: cytoplasm; EKC/KEOPS complex. The transcript is spliced from 8 exons. Bases 23 to 1111 code for a protein of 362 amino acids. NCBI's taxonomy places the organism in Eukaryota, Fungi, Basidiomycota, Agaricomycetes, Agaricales, Omphalotaceae. Gene Ontology annotation, biological process: tRNA threonylcarbamoyladenosine modification. The record is from RefSeq and is a predicted model, not a curated record.